Molecule: messenger RNA, 1206 nt
Organism: Aureobasidium subglaciale EXF-2481
Lineage: Eukaryota; Fungi; Ascomycota; Dothideomycetes; Dothideales; Saccotheciaceae
Exons: 2
Coding region: 1-1206 (401 amino acids)
Biological process (GO): transmembrane transport
Cellular component (GO): endoplasmic reticulum
Source: RefSeq, a predicted model, not a curated record
AUGAGGCUCAAUUCUCUAUGCCUCUCGAGUCUUCUCGCUGCCAAUGCUUUAGCUUCAUCUUUCGCUCACACACCCUCCAAGCCGAAGCAUCGCUCGGCGCUGACUAGCCCCGAGCGCCGUAGCACAUUGGCGAAGAGAGACGCGUCACUGCUCUGCUCUACUGCAGCGCCUAUCAAGCCUAAGAUUGUGAUCAUCAGCAUGAUCUGGUACGAGGACACCUCUCUCAACCUUUACGCAAACAACGUGACCGUGCCUGGGUUUUCUUCUCUCUUUCCUGACGCACAUUGCACGGCGUCUGGUGAAGUAUGUCAAAUGACCACUGGUGAGGGCGAGAUCAACGCCGCCGCUUCAAUUCUCGCGCUCUGGCUGUCAAAGUGCUUUGACUUGACCUCCACUUACUUCAUGAUUGCUGGCAUUUCUGGCGGUAAUCCCCAUCACGUCACUACCGGUUCCGUUACUUUCGCCAAAUACGCCGUGCAAGUGGGUCUGCAAGAGGAGUUCGACCAUUCUCAAACUCCCGACAACGCUACAUCCGGGUACUAUCCACAGAACGCCGACUACCCUGAUGAGGCCAGUUCGGAAGAUUAUCCCGGCUCACUCUACGGUACCGAGGUUUACGAAGUCAACGAGAACCUCCGCGAUCGGGCUUACUACCUUGCAUCCUUGGCCAAGCUCAAUGAUACCGACGCUGCAGCUAAAUACCGGGCUAACUACCAAUUUGCCCCUGCCAACCAGCCCCCCCGUGUCGUCAAGUGCGAUAGCGCUACAUCUGACCAAUACUGGUCCGGAUCUGUCCUCGGUGACGCGUUCGGCAACUACACCGAGCUACUUACCAACGGCUCUGGAAUCUACUGCGGUACUCAGCAAGAGGACAAUGCAACUCUCGAGUCCUUGCUCCGUGGCGCUGUCCUAGGGAUGCUUGACUACAGCCGUGUCAUCAUUAUGAGAACUAUUAGCGAUUUUGAUCGUGCACCCCCCGGCGAGACUGAGGUCUACCAUCUGCUUUACGCUGCCCAAGAAGGCUUCACACCAAGCAUCCACAACAUAUACGUUGCGGGAAUCGAGAUUGUCAAGGACGUAAUGAAGUAUUGGAACGGAAUAUAUGACAGAGGCCUGACACCUGGCAAUUACAUUGGUGAUGUAUUCAACAGCUUGCCAGGUCCUUUUUCGCCAGAUAUCGGCACUGCAGCAUCAUACAUCAAUUGA